AUGAAGGGGAAGAAGCGGGGUCGCGUGGCGGCACAGCAGCAGCAGCGCCUGCACCUGAAGGCCAAGGGCAUGAAGGUCUCCGCAAAGCACGGCGGUGGCGGCGGCGGCGGAGGCGGCGGCGCGGCGCACGCGACGACGCUAGAGCAGGAGAUGGACGACGAGUUCCUCCUCGAGCAAGCCGCCAAGCGGCGGCGCGCGCCGAAGCAGCGGCGGCGGCAGGGGGAGGGGGAAGGGGACGAGGAGGGCGUGAUCGGCGCGGGGAUGAGCGCGCGGAUUCUCAAGGAGGCGCGGAAGCAACAGCAGGAGGUCGCGCGGGAGAUGGAGAAAGAGCGCGGCCUGGACGGGGCGCGCGAGGCGUUCGACCUCGCCGCCGCCGUGGCGGCUCGGGAGCGCGAGCAGGAGGAGCGGGAGGAGGAGGCGGGGGAAGCGGGGGAGGAGGGGGAGGAGCGGGAUCCAGAAGCGGCGGCAGCGGCGGCUGCUGACGUGGAGAAAAUCCUAAGCGACGCGAGACGAGGGCGGGAGUAUAUAGAGGGGGGGGAGGAGCGGGAGGAGGGAGAAGCGGAGGAGGAUGAGGAUGAUGACGAGGAUGGGGAGUAUGGCGCGUUUUCAGAAACAGCGAGCAUGUAUAACGAUGCUGUGGCGGACGAGGUGACGGAGGAGGACGAGCGGGCGAUCGCCGUCUUCCUCGCAGGAGGAGGCGCGGCGCCACGUCAGCGCACGCUGGCUGACGUCAUCAUGGCGAAAAUCCAGGAGGCGACAGCUGGCGGGGCGGCGGGCGCAGUUGGGGGUGCUGGCGGUUCAGGGGGUGUAAGAGGAGGGGAGGGAGGAGAAGAAGCAGAGAGGCGGAUUCCGGGAGUGGAUGAGAAAGUAAUGGAGGUGUAUCGAGGUGUGGGGAAGCUUCUGAGUCGGUACCGGUCCGGCAAGGUGCCAAAGGCAUUCAAGAUCGUGCCAGCACUGAGCAACUGGGAGGAUGUGCUUUUCCUUACAGACCCUGACAGCUGGACGCCUGCUGCUGUCUUUGCCGCCUCUCGUCUCUUUGCGUCGAAUCUCAACGCUCGUGCCGCCCAGAGGUUUUACCGGCUGGUGCUGCUGCCGAGAGUGCGGCGGGAUAUUAGGGUUAAUAAGAAGCUGCACUUUGCACUGUACCAGUCGCUAAAGAAGGCGGUUUAUAAGCCUGCCGCGUUCUAUAAAGGGGUGUUGCUGCCGCUGUGCCAGUCCCAGACUUGCACGCUACGUGAGGCGGUCAUUAUAGGGAGCGUCAUUCAGAAGGUGUCCAUUCCAGUUCUACACUCCAGUGUUGCUCUGAUGAAGAUUGCAGAGAUGCAGUAUGCCGGCACAAACAGCUACUUCAUGAAGCUUCUGCUGGACAAGAAGUAUGCCUUGCCAUAUCGAGUCAUUGAUGCGGUGGUUGGACACUUCCUGCGUUUCCACUCUGAGACCCGCGAGCUGCCAGUAAUCUGGCACCAAUGCUUGCUCUCCCUCGUCCAAAGGUACAAGAAUGAGUUGACCCAAGAGCAAAAGGCUGAUAUCAAGUCUCUCAUCACCAGCCGUCAGCACCAUCACUUGAUGUCACCAGAGGUUCUCCGAGAACUCCAAAGUUCUACCCGGUCCCGAGGGCAGCCUGAUGCUGCAAUGUUCACGUUCUCAUCCAAUGCCACAAUGAGACCAUUGGUUGUCACAAAGCCCUUGGAAGAUGACUACCGUAAUCUCCCUGAAGUCCACAUUGGGAUGGAUGAAGACUAUUGA
Closterium sp. Yama58-4 is the source of this 1746-nucleotide messenger RNA. The record is from the annotation of a GenBank genome assembly. Lineage: Eukaryota; Viridiplantae; Streptophyta; Zygnematophyceae; Desmidiales; Closteriaceae.